UUCAUAAUCAAUUUUAAAGUCCCUUUAACUCUAAAGCUUCCUUUAGCUCGACAUCUUGAUUUCAUAAUAGAUUUCAGCUUCCUAAAGCCGCUUUAAAUUUAAAGACCGGAUUCCGUCACUUUAGCAGCUAAAGUAUACUUUAAGUCAUAGAAUAUAUUAUGAUUCGAUAUAAUCUGUGCUUCAGCUCAUUUGAAAUUUGAAUUAUUUCAUUUCGUAUUGAUAAUUCUUCACAUAUCUGAAUAAAGCUAUAUUCAAAAUAUACCAGAAUUAAAUAAAAAGAUGGAAAAUUUUGAGACUACUAGUUCAGAUUCAUCUGAUCAAGAGGUUCGAUCUAUCAGACGAAAAAAAGUUUAUCGCAAACGAGUAGAUCUACAAAAAUAUGAUGAUAUCGAUUUCUUCGACAGAUUUCGCUUGAAGAAAGAAACUGUUUUGCAUUUACUGCAAGAAAUAGAGGAUGCUAUAAAGAUGCCUACAAAUAGGGGCGGCUGUAUUACACCAAUACAACAACUUCUGCUAACGCUUCGAUUUUAUGCUACUGGUCAUGUUAAUUACCGUAGCAGACUUUAUGGGUGUUUCAGAAGCAUCUGCCAGUAG
Molecule: messenger RNA, 594 nt
Organism: Coccinella septempunctata (seven-spotted ladybird)
Lineage: Eukaryota; Metazoa; Arthropoda; Insecta; Coleoptera; Coccinellidae
Exons: 2
Coding region: 280-594 (104 amino acids)
Source: RefSeq, a predicted model, not a curated record